This is a messenger RNA of Chelonus insularis, 1236 nucleotides long. RefSeq names its product RNA-binding protein 48. The transcript has 5 exons. Gene Ontology annotation, cellular component: nucleoplasm. Lineage: Eukaryota; Metazoa; Arthropoda; Insecta; Hymenoptera; Braconidae. Gene Ontology annotation, molecular function: nucleic acid binding. The record is from RefSeq and is a predicted model, not a curated record. The coding region runs from base 146 to 1192 and encodes 348 amino acids.
AUUCAAUGAAAUUUACCACGUGAUUGGUUCGCUUUUGAUGCUGUCUGAUUAUUGUGAUUGCACUGUGACUAUUACUAUUUUGACAUAAACAAUUGUCAUAAUAUUUUUAUUAUUCAUAAAGUCUAAAGAACUAUUUCAUUUAACAAUGGCUAAUUCACUGAGCAGCGUUGAAAAACUUGAACAUCACAUACAGCAAGAGUUAUGUCGUACAAGACCGUCUUAUAGACAAGGAAAGAAAUUAACAGCGGUUAAGGUUUAUACCAUCAAUAAUGAAUCUCAACACUUGAUUGUAACUGGUGUUCCUAAAUUAAACUUGAUUGAAGAUUUAAGACGAAUCAGUAUUCCUUAUGGUAUAAUUAAAGAAUUAACCAUAAUUCCUGAUUAUCCUUCUGAAGAAUUUACAGAAACAUUCCAUAUACGUUAUGAAAGAAUACAAAGUGCUAGAAUUGCAAAGCGCUUCCUGGAUACAAAGAACUUUUAUGGAGGAAUUUUACAUGUAUUUUAUGCUCCAGAACUAGAAUCAGUAGCUGAAACCAGAAAAAAAUUGAUUCAGAGACGUAGGGAAAUCGCAAUAAGAAUACAAAGACAAAGAGAAGAAGCUAUUAAUUUGACAUCUGAUAAAUUUGAACCUAAAGAACAAUAUCAUAGACAGAAACGUCAUCCUGCAUUACCAUUAACCGAAGAACGGCUUUCGAAGAAUUAUCCUGGAAGGACUAUAACUGAUAUUUAUGAUGGAAUUCCUAGAGAAAUAGAUCCACGACCAGUUUCUGAACCCAGCCUACCUACGGCAAAAGAGUCGUUAGGACAGUUCAGCAACUCAGGUAGUUCGAUUACUCAUAAUUCACAGAAUGAUGGUUCUAAUGAUAGUGGAAUCAAUGAAAAAAAGAUAAGAAUGAAAAAUUAUAAAGGGAAGACUGUCAAUAAUGAUGUGAAAGUUAAAGUACUACGUCCUCAAUUAGUCGAUACAAAAAAACUUAUUCAGUUCACUGCUCCUAAUAUGAAAAUAUUCUCUGCUGUUAAAAAAGUAGAUAAAGGAAUAACUAUCAAAUUGUUGCCCAAAUUGAAUGAAACUAAAAGACGUAUCAUUGUCAACGAUGCCAGUGUAUCGCAGUUGGUGAAACCUAGUACAGAUCUUCAAGCAAGUAUUACGUCAGUAAAAAAUUCUAUUCGUGAAGCACUACAAAAUAAAUAAGUAUAAUAAUGAAUUUAAUGGAAUAAAUAAUCAUAUUUUAUAUA